Messenger RNA from Hordeum vulgare subsp. vulgare (domesticated barley), 988 nucleotides. Its product is annotated as glycine-rich cell wall structural protein 1.0-like. The coding region runs from base 62 to 664 and encodes 200 amino acids. The record is from RefSeq and is a predicted model, not a curated record. The transcript is spliced from 2 exons. Lineage: Eukaryota; Viridiplantae; Streptophyta; Magnoliopsida; Poales; Poaceae.
UUAUAUCAUUACCAUCUCAUCCUAAGCUUGCUAGCUACCUUGAUCAUUCUGAUCACUCACAAUGGCAGUCAAGUGUCUAUUUCUGCUUGGUGUCGUACUAGCUUCUUUCCUGCUUCUCUGCCAGGAUGGAGCAGAUGCUAGAGAGCUCACCGAAGCUAAACCUAAAGAAUCCGAGGAGAAGAAUAUGGAACCUGGGUAUGGAAACAAUGGGGGAGGAUAUGGAAACAAUGGAGGAUACGAAAACAAUGGAGGAGGAUAUGGAAACAAUGGCGGAGGAUACGGAAACGGUGGUGGAUACCAGCACGGUGGAGGAUAUGGAAACAAUGGUGGUGGGUAUCAGCACGGUGGAGGAUAUGGAAACAACGGUGGUGGGUAUGGUGGAGGGUCUGGAAACAACGGUGGUGGGUAUGGUGGAGGGUCUGGAAAUCCUGGAUAUGGUGGUGGGUAUGGCAAUCCUGGCUAUGGCGGUGGCAACUAUGGUGGAUAUGGCAAUGGUGGUAAUGACCCAGGACAUGGUGGUGGGUACGGCAAUCCUGGCUACGGUGGUGGCAACAAUGGUGGAUAUGGCGGUGGCUCCGGUGGAGGGUAUGGCACUGGUGGCGGGUCUGGAGGGGGUGGAGGUUACGGUGGAGGAUCCGGUGGUGGUGGCGGCGGUUAUCCUUGAGGUGAAUGUCGUGAAAAAUGUCAAAAUGGUGAUGGUACCAAGAAGCAACUAGACAUAUAUAUGUUUUAAAUAAAACAUGGCAAGUCUCAAAAAAUCAUGAUUGAUGUGCUUCAAUAAAUUUUGCUCCUUAUGCUCGCUUUUACGAGCAAGGUGCCUAUAAGAGCAACAAACCAGACGAUCAAGAUAGCCGUGUGCAGUCUCAUGUUUAUGCACAGUAUGUCAUAUAGAUUCUAGAUAUUGUGGCACAUGUUGUAUGGAAUUCCAUAAAGGAAUAAUUGUCUAGUUUGUUUUUCUCUAGCUCAAUAAAUCAAUUUUGCUUUAGUA